Molecule: messenger RNA, 3640 nt
Organism: Plectropomus leopardus (leopard coralgrouper)
Lineage: Eukaryota; Metazoa; Chordata; Actinopteri; Perciformes; Serranidae
Gene: sv2ca
Product: synaptic vesicle glycoprotein 2Ca
Biological process (GO): chemical synaptic transmission; transmembrane transport
Cellular component (GO): synaptic vesicle membrane
Molecular function (GO): transmembrane transporter activity
Source: RefSeq, a predicted model, not a curated record
CGGAAAAAAAAACUCUGUGUCGUGCGCUGGCAAUUACCUGAUCCUCUUCUACAGUGAAAAAACAAAAACAAGACCAUUUUUCUUUUUCUCCUAAAAGCGAAAGCGGAGUCAGAUGCAAUGGGCAACUAUCAGCCCAGUUCACUCUUCUCGCCAUAAAUGACGUAACUAUCCACUGAAUCCCCUGUGAAGACCCACUGGUGGAGCCAUAAUGGAGGACACUUACAAUAACAGGACUUCCCUGGCUAAGGGGGCCAAGGACAUGGUCAAAGAAGCCAAGCGUCAUGCAGCAAAGAAAGUCAACAAGGCGGUGGACCGCGCCUCAGAUGAGUACUCAUCCCACCACAACUAUAGCCGUUUCCAAGAUGAGGAGGACGAAGAUGAGGAUUUCUACCGGAACCCGCCAAGGAAGGAUGGAGAGGGCUAUCAUGACAAUGAGGAGGGCUCCAGUGAUGCAACAGAAGGUCACGAUGACGAGGAUGAGAUCUACGAGGGCGAGUACCAGGGGAUCCCCUCAGCGGGAGAUAGGAAGCAAAAGGAAGGCCAGGUGGCUCUGGGGCAACCGGUGUCAGAUGCUGCAAGGGACCGAAAGGGGCUGGAGCAGGAGAGACAGGCUGACGAGGAGGAGCUGGCCCAGCAGUAUGAGCUGAUCAUCCAGGAGUGUGGCCAUGGGAGGUUCCAGUGGCAGCUGUUCCUGGUGCUUGGGCUGGCGCUCAUGUCAGAUGGGGUGGAGGUGUUCGUGGUGGGCUUUGUGCUGCCCAGCGCAGAGACAGACAUGUGUGUGCCUAACUCCAGCUCGGGAUGGCUAGGCAGUGUUGUUUACUUGGGGAUGAUGGUUGGAGCGUUCUUCUGGGGAGGGAUGUCUGACAAAGUGGGCCGCAGACAGUGCCUCCUCAUUUGCAUGUCCACCAACGGCUUCUUCGCCUUCCUGUCAUCUUUUGUCCAGGGAUACGGCUUCUUCCUCCUUUGCCGUCUCGUUGCGGGCUUCGGGAUAGGAGGCGCUGUGCCCAUCGUGUUCUCCUUCUUUGCGGAGGUGUUGUCCAGGGAGAAAAGAGGAGAACACCUCAGCUGGUUGUGCAUGUUCUGGAUGAUUGGAGAGAUCUAUGCAUCAGCUAUGGCCUGGGCCAUCAUACCGCACUAUGGUUGGAGUUUCAGUAUGGGUUCAGCAUACCAGUUUCACAGCUGGAGGGUGUUUGUAGUCGUCUGUGCCCUGCCCUGUGUGUGUGCUGUGGUGGCACUUACCUUCAUGCCUGAAAGUCCCCGGUUCUACCUUGAGGUGGGGAAGCAUGAUGAAGCCUGGAUGAUCCUCAAACAGAUCCACGACACCAACAUGAGAGCGCGUGGGCAACCGGAGAAAGUCUUCACCGUUAACAGGAUUAAGAUCCCCAAACAGCUGGAUGAACUGGUGGAAAUGGAGUCAGAGUCUGCAAACCCAGUCUCCAAGUUUUUUUUUAGGAUAAAGGCUGAAAUACAUGGGAUCUAUCUGAAUCUCAUGAAGUCUUUCAACUACCCUAUGCGAGAAAACAUGAUGCGACUAGCCAUAGUGUGGUUCACACUGUCAUUUGGGUAUUAUGGUCUGUCAGUCUGGUUCCCUGAUGUCAUCAAACACCUUCAGGCAGAUGAGUAUGCCUCCAAAGUGAAGCUACACAACAACGAACGCAUCGAGGACUUCACCUUCAACUUCACACUGGAGAACCAGAUUCACAAAAAUGGCCUGUUCAUCAACGACCGAUUCAUCAAUAUGAAACUGAAGUCCGUCACUUUCAUUGACUCUACCUUUCGAAACUGCUACUUUGAUGAUGUGACGUCUGUGGGCUCCUUCUUCCGUAACUGUACUUUCAUUGAUGCUUUCUUCUUCAACACAGACAUUGAUGAAUCCAAGCUGAUAGAUGGCACAGAGGUGAUCAACAGCACGUUCACCCACAACAAAACAGGGUGCCAGAUGACGUUUGAUGAUGACUACAGUGCCUACUGGGUUUACUUCAUCAACUUUCUGGGGACCCUGGCUGUUCUGCCCGGUAACAUUGUGUCCGCCCUUCUCAUGGACAAGAUAGGGCGUCUUUCCAUGUUAGGUGGCUCCAUGGUCCUUUCAGGCAUCAGCUGUUUCUUCUUGUGGUUUGGCACCAGUGAGUCCAUGAUGAUUUUCAUGUUGUGCCUUUACAACGGCCUGAGCAUUUCUGCCUGGAACUCCCUGGAUGUGGUCACGACUGAAUCAUUCCCCACUGUCAGGAGAGGAACGGGCUUUGGGUUCUGCAACGCUCUGUGUAAGAUGGCUGCAGUCCUGGGGAACCUAUUUUUUGGUUCUCUUGUUGGCAUCACAAAGGCUAUCCCCAUCCUCAUGGCCUCGUCUGUGCUUGUUGGUGGAGGCCUGGUUGCACUUCGGUUGCCAGACACCAGGGCGAAUGUCCUCAUGUAACACCAGCUUGGCGUUCAUCAGCUGGGAUAAAACCUGGAUAAAACCUGGGUGAAUCUAAGAGGAAGCCCAGGGAGAGUUGAGCAAGGAGUGCAAAUGGCUUGGCUCAAACAUAUCUUAACAGUAUUAACAACAUGUCUCUAAUGUACCUUAGGUAAAGCUGGAUAGCAACCUACACACAUUGUGUUUUAUUUUUAUCAGACCAAUCUAAAUCAUUAGAUUCCUUGUUAGUCAUUAAUAAGCUCAGCCUUUGUGUGAAUGUAUUAUCUGGAGAUUUCACAUGAGUUGGGAGUUUGCACUGUUUUUUGUUCUGAGAUUUUGGUAGAGUUUUGCUCAGUUACUGGUCGCACCUUCCAGCUGCAGGCGUAACCUUGUGUCGAGUCACCGCAUGGUUAAAGCUCAAGGCUUUUAAUAUUGAUACAGUCUUAUUAAGACAAGACAGAUGGGGAGAAAAGUGAAAAACAAGCUGUAAUGAGCACAGUCAACCUUCUGUGUGACAACGCAGGGAAUAGAUGAUCAGACAGAGCGGACACACGACACAGCUGCAUGACAGCUGGCUUGCCCACAAGACUCACGUACACAGGACAUGUUGAAGACAGCGUGCAGAAAAUCAACCAACACAAACACAUAAAAAUCCACACACAGAUGUGCAAAUACAUGUCAUAAAAUAGACUGAUACUCUCACUAACCUGCACUUUGUUCUACACAUGCACACAAUGCUGUAUUUUGCUCAACAUGACAUUUGCUCAGACAUCUGAAACCUUUUCAAAAUAGAUAAUUCCCGUUUGACGCCAAGCCCUUUGCAUUACCUACCAACCAAUCUAAAAGGCCAUAUUGAAAAACUGUACCAAUAAUUGUAUGGUAUGUUGAAUCUGAGGCUGCUAAUUUUAUUUCCUGCUUAUGCUUUGUGUUAUUGUGAAAGUUGAAAAGAUCAGUUAUUCAUUUUAUCCAAAUGUUGUUACUCCAGCUCCCCAUCCAUGUGUUGUAUUAUUGUACAAGGCUCUCUGAUGAGUUCUCCUUCUGAUUUAGCUUUGUGUCGGAUCUUGCUUGUGGCAGUGACGUUGAUAAUGACGUGUCAUGCUGCUUCCUUUUAAAAAUACUGAAUGGCCUUUUUUUAAAUGUGCCUCUCCUUAACUGGAGCAGUUUGACCAUAGUCAUGAGGUGUCCAAAGGUUAUAAGGAACAGACAGAAGCUGAAAUGGAGGUAAAUAGAUAAUAUAAUCUUGCUGUG